Cynara cardunculus var. scolymus (artichoke) is the source of this 3042-nucleotide messenger RNA. RefSeq names its product receptor protein-tyrosine kinase CEPR1-like. The record is from RefSeq and is a predicted model, not a curated record. NCBI's taxonomy places the organism in Eukaryota, Viridiplantae, Streptophyta, Magnoliopsida, Asterales, Asteraceae. Gene Ontology annotation, molecular function: protein kinase activity; receptor serine/threonine kinase binding; ATP binding. Gene Ontology annotation, biological process: protein phosphorylation. The transcript has 2 exons. The coding region runs from base 1 to 2853 and encodes 950 amino acids.
AUGGGUUUUCUCUAUUUUUUCAUCCUUUUUCUUGCAUUUCUCCAUUCACUUUCGAGCUCUUAUGAAACCACAAUCUUGAAGCAGACUGAGUUCUUCAUUCAUAUGAAGAGUUCUUUUUCUGGCAACUCUUUUAGUGACUGGGAUAUAACAAGCGGGAAAAACGCCUGCAACUACACAGGCGUAAGCUGUAACGAUGAAGGAUUCGUCGUUAAAAUCAAUCUUUCAGCAUGGAAUCUAUCCGGCGUCUUCCCGGAAAACGUAUGUUCUUACCUGCCGCAACUGAAAAGCUUGCAUCUUGGCCGUAACGAUAUCCAUGGUGAUUUCCCUUUCAGCCUCACCAACUGUUCAGUACUUGAAGAACUCAACAUGACACAUACGAAUAUCGCCGGAAAACUGCCCGACUUGUCUCGAAUGACCUCUCUGAGGUUACUUGAUCUUUCUUUCUGCUCGUUCACCGGAAAAUUUCCGAUGUCUUUCAUAAACCUCACCAAUCUUGAAGUGGUUAACUUCAAUGAGAAUGUAGGGUUUGAGUUGUGGAGCUUGCCGGAUGAUAUUUUCCGACUAAGAAAGCUUAGGUCAAUGAUCUUGAGUACUUGCAUGGUGAGUGGUUCCAUCCCGAAAUCCAUCGGGAACAUGACGUCACUUGUUGAUCUUGAAUUGAGUGGAAAUUUUCUAGUGGGUCCAGUUCCAAGAGAAAUUGGUUUGCUUCGAAAUUUGCAACAGCUUGAGCUUUACUACAACCAACUAGAUGGUGAAAUACCUCAAGAGAUCGGAAACGUGACGGAGCUCACUGAUAUCGACAUGUCCGUCAACAAGUUAACCGGAAGUCUGCCGGAAUCCAUAUGUCGGUUGCCGAAGCUCAGAGUGUUGCAGUUUUACAACAACAGUCUCACCGGAGAAAUCCCACGCGUACUUGAGGAGUCAAAGACUUUGAGCAUGCUAUCCCUUUACAGCAAUUAUUUGACCGGUGAAGUUCCCCGGCAUCUAGGGAGAUCAUCACCUCUGAUGCUCUUCGACUUGUCAGAAAAUCAGUUGACCGGAGAAUUGCCGCCGGAGAUAUGCAACGGAGGUAAGUUGGUUUACUUGCUAGCACUUGACAACAUGUUUUCCGGUGUCUUGCCGGAAAGUUAUGGUAAAUGUGUUUCCAUUGUUCGUUUUCGACUUAGUUCUAACCGUUUGGAGGGAACCAUACCCGAAGGGAUUCUACGCCUCCCCUCGGUUUCCAUCAUCGAUCUGAGUUAUAAUUCUUUAAAUGGAUCGAUAGCUCAAGAAAUUGGGAAUUCUAGAAACUUGUCAGAGUUAUUCUUGCAGAAUAACAGGAUCUCUGGAGUUAUCCCUUCUGAAAUCUCUAAGCUUUUCAAUCUUGUAAAGAUUGAUCUUAGUAACAACCUUCUUUCUGGUCCAAUACCUCAAGAAAUCGGCCAUCUGAAAAGGCUAAAUCUCCUCUUGCUGCAAGGAAAUAGACUUGAUUCUUACAUCCCUGAUUCACUCUCUUCACUAUCAUCUCUAAAUGUUCUUGAUCUUUCUAGAAAUCACUUCACAGGUGGUAUCCCAGAAACCCUUUGUGAUUUGCUUCCAAGCUCCAUGAACUUUUCAUAUAAUCAUCUUUCUGGACCAAUACCAGAAUCUUUUAUCAAGGGAGGACAGCUAGAAAGUUUCUUAGGCAACCCAAAACUGUGUAUUUCUGAGUACCCUAAUUUAUCAGAUCAAAAUUUCGCCAUUUGUUCAGAGGUUUAUAAUCAGAAGAAAGUGGACUAUAUUUGGGUUAUUCUAGUUUCGGUUGGGUUUGUUGUCAUUGGGGGUAUUCUAUUUCUGAGACGCUGGCUUAGUAAAGAAAGAGAUGAUCUAAAAAACGAAGAAACGUGGUCGUCUUCAUAUUGUUCAUACAGUGUGAAAAGCUUUCAUCGGAUAAGCUUCGAUCAGAAUGAAAUCGUGGAAGCCAUGAUCGACAAGAACGUUGUUGGGCAUGGAGGGUCCGGAACUGUUUACAGGAUUGAUCUCAGCAAUGGAGAAGUUGUUGCUGUAAAGCGACUUUGGAGUCAGAAAACGAAAGAUGAUGGUUCAGAUGAUCAGCAGAUUAUGAACAAAGAGUUGAAAACAGAAGUGGAGACUCUAGGAAACAUAAGGCACAAGAAUAUAGUCAAGCUGUAUUGCUACUUUUCUAGUUUGGAUUGCAACUUGUUGGUUUAUGAAUAUAUGCCCAAUGGAAACUUGUGGGAUGCUCUUCAUAGAGGUAAAUGUCUUUUGGAUUGGCCGACUCGCCAUCAGAUUGCAGUUGGUGUGGCACAAGGUUUGGUCUAUCUCCACCAUGAUCUACUGCCGCCGAUCAUUCAUAGAGAUAUCAAGUCCACCAACAUCCUCCUCGACAGAAAUUUACAGCCGAAAGUUGCGGAUUUCGGCAUAGCGAAAGUUCUAAGGGCUAGAGGGAAAGACUCCACCACCACGGUUGUUGCAGGGUCCUAUGGCUACUUAGCACCAGAGUACGCAUAUUCGUCCAAAGCAACAACAAAGUGCGAUGUCUAUAGUUUCGGGGUGGUGUUGAUGGAACUAAUAACUGGGAAGAAGCCCGUGGAGGCGGAGUUUGGAGAAAACAAGAACAUCAUUUAUUGGAUUUCAACCAAAGUGGACACAAAGGAAGGAGCAAUUGAGGUUUUGGACAAGCGACUUUCGGGCUAUUUUAAUGAUGAGAUGAUUAAGGUUCUUCGCAUAGCCAUCCGCUGUACAUGCAAGACAGCUGCCCUUCGCCCUAAUAUGAAUGAGAUCGUUCAGUUGCUGAUUGAGGCCGACCCUUGCAAAUUCGAGUCGUGCAAGUCGCCAAACAAGACCAAAGAACCCGUAAAAGUAAAUGUAUAACUUCUAUUUGCAUAUUGAGAACAACUUAUUGUAGAUAUCAACUUACCCUCAAUCUUUGUACUAAAUAGAUUAUAAAUCAAAAGAACCCGAUAAAUUCCAUGGAAAGUAGGGUCGGGGAAGUAUGAAAUAGAUUCUAUUGCGUCUUUUCUCUCGUGGGGAAACUAUAUAAAUCCUAGAAGACCAAGUUGU